AUGCUCACGAAAGACCUCGUCGAUAUCAAACACCCACCCAUCGAUUCCAAGGACAAAGAUUCCAUGUCAGCCUUGGCUACUUGCAACGAUGACGAUGAUGAUGAAUUGGCUGGCGUCGGUACCCCAGAGACAGCUUUAUCCAGUAGUGUGCUCGAGCUGGCUACUGGACCACCUGAAUAUCGAGCAGAUGAGAGGAGCAUUGCUCACUGCUCCAAGGCAAGCGUCAAUUAA
Messenger RNA from Metarhizium acridum CQMa 102, 231 nucleotides. RefSeq lists its product as uncharacterized. NCBI's taxonomy places the organism in Eukaryota, Fungi, Ascomycota, Sordariomycetes, Hypocreales, Clavicipitaceae. The record is from RefSeq and is a predicted model, not a curated record.